Messenger RNA from Chiloscyllium plagiosum (whitespotted bambooshark), 1321 nucleotides. RefSeq names its product cathepsin O (gene ctso). NCBI's taxonomy places the organism in Eukaryota, Metazoa, Chordata, Chondrichthyes, Orectolobiformes, Hemiscylliidae. The record is from RefSeq and is a predicted model, not a curated record. Gene Ontology annotation, biological process: proteolysis. Gene Ontology annotation, molecular function: cysteine-type peptidase activity.
AGACCAGACUCGAACUAUUAGCUGUGCUUUUCUCUGCGCGUAUCCUGCCAGACCCUGCUGAAUGCCGAGAGCACGCACUUGGUGGUUUUGUUCAUUUUAGCUCGCCAGCAUUGGUAACAGUUUGUCUUGUUUUGGGCGGUGGCUGGUACUUGCCGACAUUGGGCCACUUCAGGAUUUUACUUUGCAUCGCGCUCCCUGAACGUAAGACGAUGCUCUGGUCUCUGCUGCUCUUGUGUCUUCCCAGCAUCCGGUUUGCUUUGCCCGGACCUUGCAGAGUGGGGCAACCGCUGGGUUUCCAGCUGCCGAGGAACAUCAGCCGAGAAGCAGCUGCUGCUCAUUCAGAGAAACUCUUUCAGCAGUUCGUUUGGAGGUUUAAUCGCAGCUACGCGGCAGGAAGCCCCGAAUUCGUUCAGAAAUACAAAGUGUUCCAGGAAAGCAUACGGAGACACUACUCCCUGAAUCUUAUUUCUUCAAUCUUCUUGAAUGAAAGUGGCUUUGCUACUUUUGGAAUCAACCAGUUCUCCGAUAUCCCACCUCAAGUAUUUAGAGCAACAUAUUUGAGUUCAAGAUCAGUGCAACUUCCCAAAUAUAUAUCAGUUUUUAAGGAUACCAAGAGGCCAGCAUUGCCACCAAAAUUUGACUGGAGAGACAAGAAUGUGGUUACACCUGUACAAAAUCAACAAUCUUGCGGUGGCUGCUGGGCAUUCAGCAUUGUGGAGAGUAUUGAAUCUUUAUGUGCAAUCAAAGAGGGACACCUGAAGUUGCUGAGUGCACAAGAGGUUAUAGAUUGCUCUUAUAGGGAUGCAGGUUGCAAAGGUGGCUCACCCAUCAAUGCCCUAAUGUGGCUAAAUGAGAGCAAAGCAAAGCUGGUGAAAGAGUCAGAGUAUCCUUUCAGUGCAAAAACUGGAAUGUGCCAUUAUUUUUCAAAGUCUACAUUUGGUGUUGCUAUCAAAGAUUAUAAAGCAUAUAACUUCAGAUAUAAUGAAGAUAUUAUGAUGGAGAAACUGUUAGAAUGGGGUCCCUUGGUGGUAGUCGUGGAUGCAGUAAGUUGGCAGGACUAUCUUGGUGGCAUUAUUCAGCAUCACUGCUCUCAAGGAAAGUCAAACCAUGCAGUAGUCAUCACUGGUUAUGACACGACAGGUGAUAUUCCUUAUUGGAUUGUACGGAAUUCAUGGGGAACCAAAUGGGGAAUUGAUGGCUAUGUAUACAUCAAAAUGGGAAGAAAUAUUUGUGGGAUUGCUGAUUCAGUUGCAGUAGCGUUUGUAUGAGAAGGAUCUUGGAUCUUGGUCUGCCUACAGGACAGCCUUUUACCAAGAACUGA